ACCACGUUUCAAUGACCAACUACAAAAUAAGACGUUAUAUAUUAAUUAAUUAUUGUGAUUGUGAUUCUAUUUAUCUCGUUGUAAUUAUAACACGAACUCAUGUAACCUGAGGCCUACUAAUAUGUAAUUAAUAUUACUAACACAAUUUUGUGAUUGCUGGAUGUGGGACUGUUACGCUACAACUUUGCAAAGUACGUUUGUUCCUUCUCAAAGCUGUAGUAUGCAUCGGUAUAGGUUUAAUGUAGGCUAUUUGUAUGAAUAUAUUUAACCUGAAUAAUACAUAAUGGCCCCAUGGAAAGAGUUUCGGGAGCGUGGCUAUAAUCAGUGUCAAGAACACGAGGAAAAAUGGGGAAAGUUGGAGACUGUUUUCUUUCUUCUUCUCGUUUUACAUUUCAGCCUAAUCAGUGUCAGAGAAGAAGAAAAUAAUAAUUCACUGCACACAUUGAUCAAACCGAACCUGCGGCUCCACAAUACAACUGGUUCUCUAAAGACACCACAGCUCAAAACAAGCAUAUGAUUCAUACAGCACAACACUCGACAGAUCAGCGGCAUCCGGGUUAUCUUUCAGCAAUUACACAUUAACAGAUUAUAUUCAGAGAAUCCCUUUCAGAUUAUCAUUUAAGCAACUUGUCCGAUGGAGAAAACAACCGCGAUGAAAGGCCUGCGGUAGAGAACACACACACACACACACACACACACACACACACACUGACCGGCACGGGGGGCAUAAAUCUACCCACCGACCCAAAUGCCUACCAAUUACAAAUGCACAAACACCUCAAUUAUAGACGUGGAAAUCCCACAUUAUAUUGUAGGCUGACUCACAUCCCCGCCGCACACACACACCCGGGACCACACAUGCCUCGUGCGCGCUCCCGGCUGUGAUUUACACUCGCCAAAUUCAUUUUAAUACGGUCGGUAUUAUCUGCAAAGCGCCGGGAAUAUGUUUUAUUAUUCGGUUGCCUCUGGUUGUGCGGCAGCAACCCUCCCCUCGGGGAGGGCGCGCGUGCGUGUGUGUGAGCUGCUGGUUUUUAUGGGUCCAACAACAGACGGAGGAGGACACACAGGGAGAGAAAGAAUCAAUUUAACGCGCCGAGGAUUCCGGUGUGAUUGCGCAAUCUCACCGGGAACCGGGGGAAGAUUAGAAAGAGAAAUUGAAUGAGAAUUAGAAAGAGAGAAAGGGAGUGGGAGAUUGAAGAAGGGAAAUAGGAAGGGGGAGAGGUGGUGGUGGGGAGGGGGGGUAGUUCCCAGCCCCCCCUCCUCUUCCUCCUCCUCUUCCUCCUCUUCUUCCUCUCUCCAACGAAAGGAAAAGGGGCGAACGAAUGCCAGGCACGGAAGCAUCCCAUUGGUCAGUCUGAGGUCAGCUGGUCUCUGCCUCCCCCCUCAUCCUCCUCCUCACCCCAUCCCGUCUUCUCCACACACAAACACCCCCCCUCCUCUCUCUCUCUGUCCCACACUGGCACUCAGCCACCCAGAUACCCCCCUUCCCUUCUCCUCCUCUCACCCUCACCCUCCUCACCCCACUCCUCCCAAUCUGCGAUAAACUAAGUGAUAGCAGCAGCCCGUCGGACUGUCGGCUAUAAAACACAACAAAUCAUAAAGUGCAGGCAGGGGAAGGCAGAGGAAGGAGGACGGGAGGGAGAACCGUUAGCCGUUAGCCUCCUUCUACUCCUCCUUCUUCUUCAUCGCGUGAACGUUGUUGUUGUGUUUGUUUCGUGCCCUCCUGUCCUCCCCUCUCCUCUUCUUCUCCUCUCCUCUCUUCUCCUCCGUCUCCUCUCCUACUUUCUCCCGAUGAGUUCCUAUUUUGUCAACUCCUCUUUCCCGGUGACGCUACCGGGAACGGGUGCUGGCGGGCAGGCGGCGGCGGAGUCAUUCCUGGGUCAGAUCCCGCUCUACUCGUCGGGAUACGCCGCCGACCACCCGCUCCGGCACUACUCGGGGGCAGCAGCCGUUACGGCCGCCGCGGCCGUGGCGUAUGGCGCGAGCGGCGGCGGCGUGCACCAGGAGAAACCGUACUCGGCGUCCACUUACUACCAGCAGGCUGCGAACGGAGCGUACAGCGGGCACCGGGCGGCGCCAGGGGUCGGUGUAGGGGGCGCAACCGGGGCCGGUGCCUGCGAUUAUGCCACGGCAGCGGCGGCAGCGGCGGCUGCAGCUGCGGCUACGAGCUUCUACCGGGACAAGGAGCACCCGUGCAGUCUGGAAGAGCAUCAGCUCGCGCUGAGCCAGGAAGGCAUGCACCGUAAAGCGGAGUGCGCGGGGCUGAGUGGGAAAGGGAUGUUCGGUGAAACGAUGGACGACAAGCUGCCGGCAUCAGCCCCCAUUUACCCGUGGAUGCAGCGGAUGAACUCGUGCAACGGGACCUUCGGCAGCCCCGGGAGGCGCGGGCGGCAGACGUACACGCGCUACCAGACCCUCGAGUUGGAGAAGGAGUUCCACUUCAACCGGUACCUCACGCGGCGGCGGCGGAUCGAGAUCGCGCACGCGCUCUGCCUCACUGAGCGGCAGAUCAAGAUCUGGUUCCAGAACCGGAGGAUGAAGUGGAAGAAAGAGAACAAGCUGAUUAACUCCUCUUCCUCCUCCUCCUCUUCCUCCACGGUGAACGGGACAGAGGAAGAGGAGAAACGGACGGAGUGAAAGAGGAUGGGAAAGACUGAUAAAAAAGAGGAAGAUGGAGGAAAAGACAUGCUGGUUAAUCCCUUCCCCUUCCCGUCUCAAAGUUCGUCGAGACGUUUGUCUGAUGUGAAAACUCUGGGAAAAAGUAGCCUACAUUUAAUUUAAUUUUAUUUUUUUACCUGACACAUGUAGAGAAGGAAGGGGGAGAGGAUUCCUUUUUGGAUCCCUCAAGAAAUGUAUCCAAAAGACUCUUGAGAAGGAACCGUGUGACUGUGGAAAGAACAGAUAAAAUUCAGAAAAUUAAAAAAGAGAAACAAGAUCACACAAAGGGAAAUGGAUGGUGGCGGAGCAGGUUAUGGCAUUCGAAAUGUAUUUAAAAAAUACAGUAAAUAAAUAACCCGCCACCCAACGCUGACAAACUGUUUGAAGACACAAUUUCUUGUUGCAUUCCAAGAAAACAACCUAACUUCUUAUUAGUUUUUAUUUUUUGUCAAAUGUACUUCCUAUCUUUCAGGCACUUGUUUCGAAGCUUUAGGACUCGACCCCCCGAUUACUAUUUUUCCUUAUUUUGUAAACGUGUUGUGUGUAUUAUACCUUCAGUUAAACGCGCACACAACAAUGUGAGGAAGAAAAACUAUUUGAGAAGUGUAUGUAUGUCAUAUGGUGUUCAUAUUUAAACUGUAUAGAAAUAAACAAGGGGGAAACAUCACCUUGUGCGGUGAAAACAAUGUCAUUGCGGUUAGGGGUGGGGGUAAUUUCACCAUUCAAGGUGUUUUCCAAAAUAGAGGGGGGCGCGUGGGAGAGGGUGUUAAUCUACUGAUGUUAUUCUCCAAACUACCUAAAAACGUUCAGGAAAGUGUACAUUUUAUGGAUUUUUACAUUGUUUGUUUAUGUUAGUGUUUUUGUCAAGUAAUUACGUAUACUACCUAUGAGAAAUGUUCAAUAAAAUGUAAAGUAUG
Messenger RNA from Epinephelus lanceolatus (giant grouper), 3575 nucleotides. RefSeq names its product homeobox protein Hox-B6a. Gene Ontology annotation, molecular function: RNA polymerase II cis-regulatory region sequence-specific DNA binding; DNA-binding transcription factor activity, RNA polymerase II-specific. Gene Ontology annotation, biological process: anterior/posterior pattern specification; regulation of transcription by RNA polymerase II. Gene Ontology annotation, cellular component: nucleus. NCBI's taxonomy places the organism in Eukaryota, Metazoa, Chordata, Actinopteri, Perciformes, Serranidae. The record is from RefSeq and is a predicted model, not a curated record.